Rhineura floridana is the source of this 1050-nucleotide messenger RNA. Its product is annotated as adenosine receptor A1-like. Gene Ontology annotation, molecular function: G protein-coupled adenosine receptor activity. Gene Ontology annotation, cellular component: membrane. The record is from RefSeq and is a predicted model, not a curated record. The transcript has a single exon. Bases 1 to 1050 code for a protein of 349 amino acids. Gene Ontology annotation, biological process: adenylate cyclase-activating G protein-coupled receptor signaling pathway; vasodilation; G protein-coupled adenosine receptor signaling pathway. NCBI's taxonomy places the organism in Eukaryota, Metazoa, Chordata, Lepidosauria, Squamata, Rhineuridae.
AUGGAUGCCUUUGACAAUUCAUCAUCCAAGCCGCAGCACCUUCAAACAGCAAAUGCAACAUCCCCACCAGUUCUAGACAUCCCCUACUUCCUGAGUGAGAGCCUGACUGCUUUGUUCUCUGUCGUGGGUAACCUUUUAAUCUGCACUGUCAUCUUGCGGAGCAGGAAGUUGCGUGCCGUCGUCACCAACUACUUCCUGGUUUCGUUGGCCGUGGCAGACAUCUUGGUCGGGGCGGUGGCUAUCCCAUGUGCCCAGUUUACUGACAUGGGUUUGCCACGAUACAGGCCGCAGUUGUGCCUCUUGAUGCUGUGCACGUUGCUGGUGUUCACACAAGCGUCGGUGUUUGGGCUGUUGGCCAUCGCUGUGGAGAGGUACAUCUCCAUCUUGAAGCCUUUCCAGUAUCAAUCCUUGAUGAGUCCUCGCAAUUCCCUCUUGGUUAUCUUGGCUUCCUGGGUGCUGGCCAUUUUGAUUGGCCUUUUGCCCAUGAUGGGCUGGCACGACCCCUUGCCAGCCAAUGGGGAAUGCCAAUUCAACAGCAUCAUCACAGACACUUACAUGGUCUAUUUCAACUUCAUGGCCUGCAUGUUGGCGCCUCUCUUGGUCAUGAUGGUGCUGUACGGACGCAUCUUCCUGGAAGUCAAGCGCCAGAUCCGGAAGGUAGCCGAGGGGGAGGUCGAGAUCAGUGCUCGAGAGAGGCGCCGGAUCAUUGUCCGCAAAGAGCUGCAGACAGCCACCUCGCUCUUCAUCAUCCUCUUUUUCUUCACCGCCUGCUGGCUCCCAGUCCACAUUCUCAACACAGUCAUGCUUCUCUGCCCCACCUGUUACAUCCCAAACCAGCUCGUCCUGGCAACCAUCAUCCUCUCCCAUGCCAACUCCGCCAUCAACCCAGUGGUAUACGUCUUCCGCAUAAGAUCCUUCCGGAAGGCCUUUGAGGUAGCCUUUUCUGGCCUCUGCACCUACCCUGCCGCAGGAGUCUUCUCUGGGUCCAGAGUAACACCAACCAAUGUAUCAGAUGUGCCACUUCGGAAUAUGUCUCUGCCUGGGAAGUGA